AUUCCCAUGGCGACAGGAGGAGGAAGUAAACGAGAAAUCUAGCUUCAUCUCUCCAGGCGGCACAGACGGGGGACUCCGGAGGAGCUUUCCUGCGCCCCACGGCUUGCGGUGCGCGCCCUGCAGAUCUGGACUGCAGCCAUGGCUAUGCAGGAGCAUCUCCGCAUGAAGGAACAUCAUCGUAGUCCCAUCACAGCUCUUGGCUACCAUACAGCUCGACGCGAAUGCGUCACUGGCUUCAAAGAUGGCAUGAUCAAAUGGUGGGACAUGGAGAAUGGGCGGGUGUCCCUGCAAGCCAAGGAACAUGCCGGUUGGGUCACCCACUUUGUGUCCUGGACACAGGGACGGCUUUUCUUCUCUGCUUCCAAUGACAGCUCUGUGCUGGUGUGGUCCACAAGUGGCACCGUGCUAGAACGUCUCCUGAUAGGCCAUCCUGUCUUUACCAUGGCAAUCAACCUGACUCGGCACCUCCUUCUCUGUGGCAGCAAGGGACGCUUGAUGAUUUUCCCCUUGGAUGAAAGAAAAGAAUCUGGGCGCGUGAUCAACAUGGCUCAUGGCUUUUCUGACUACACUCACAAGGACAUUGUGUCGUGCAUCACCUGCCUAGACAACCAUAUAUAUACAGCAGGGUAUGACAGAAGGCUACUAAUCUUUGACACCUACCAAACUCCAGGCAGGAAAAAACUGACAGCCAAGCACUGCAUCCCACAUGCCCACAAUGCAGCCAUCACCCAUCUGCUGUUGGUGCGUCAGCAAGAAACCACAAGAUUGCUCUCAGGUUCUUUUGACCAGACAGUUGGCAUCUGGUCCCAGGAUGGGCAGCUGAUCCAGCGUCUCGGCCCCUUCAUUGGAAAUAUUACCGGACUUUGCUACGUGGCAUCAGUAGGCAUCGUCUGGAUCACCAGCGGCUCCUCCCAACCCACCCUUUAUGAGCCCCAGUCUGGGGAAAUAGUUUCACAGUUCAUAUCCACAUUCCAAGACAAUCAGAAGGAUGGCCCUGUGCUUCAGCAACUUUUCAGCCUGCCAGAUUCAAAACAUGUAAUUGGCACAGCCAAGCCACAGCACAUUCUGGUCUGGCGCUACAAUGAGUUGGGGUGCUUGACAAUUCUGCAUUGCAAAAAAACCCUUGAAUGUCUAGCCUAUGCUAAGAAGGAGCCUGUUCAGCUUUUCAGUGGGGACAGCAGUGGAACGGUGCAGAAAUGGGAAAAAAGCUAUAUAUCACCUUUCAUCUACAGCAAGGAGUCCUUCCACCUUAGCGAAGCCCAGUUGGAGCGACACGGCCCCUUGGCUCAACAGGUAAAGAGGGGCCUCAGGGAGGAGCAACGGCCUCGUCCCGGUUCCCCUCGGAAAUGGGGGAAGGCCUCUAGCAGUCACCAGACGGGCUGCAGCACAGUCCAGAGCACAGUCACAGACGUGCAGAAAGAAAGAAAGAACUUCAUGAGGGCCUUGUUUGCUGAACAGCUGGAUAUUCUGGUGGUGUCAGCAAGUGAUGGGAACAUUUAUCUCUGGGAGUUUGAGAACUUCACUCCAGAUGUUGACCCUCCUUCCCAGCAAUGCUUGCCUGUGCCAAAUGGAGGCUCUAAAGUGCUGACAUCAGCCUGCAUCGGAGACAAGAAGGCCCAGGACCUUUCAAGUGGUUGUGUGGAAGGUUUCACCUGUAGAACAGUGCUGUGCGGUCAUACAGGUAUGGUGACAGCACUCGCCUUGGCAGGAGAUGACACCGGCACCUCCUUGCACUACCUGCUCAGUGGGGGAUGGGAUGGAAGGCUGUGUCUUUGGGAUCUACAAAACCACUCCUUGCAAAAUGCAUUUUCCAGUCUGCCUGAUUGUUAUGGUCCCAUCUUGGAUAUGGCUUACUCCCCCAAAAGGAGGGAAUUUGCCUUCUCUUCUAGCACUGGUGGGGUUUUCAUCUGUGCUUUCAACCCUCUCUCGGCUGAUCUGGUACUCCUGGCUGAACUCUGUGGGCACAGAGCCACUGUGGUCGCCUUGGCCUGGCACCCACUUGAGGACAGGUGGGUUAGUGGUGCUGAAGAUGGCUCGAUUCGACUCUGGAGUGAAGAUGGUCAAUGCUGUGUCCAAGAUUUGAGAGCCCCCAGAGGGAUCACUUGCCUGUGCAUUGACAAGGUCAAUGGCUGCAUCAUUGCAGGGGUCUAUGACACAAUCAGUAUGUGUCAGUCUCGCUGGAUGGCACAGUUCGCAUGUGGAAGGCUUAUCAUCAAGGGAAGUAGUCCAAGGCCCAGGGCAGGUGGUGACUUCUUUCUCAUGCCAUAUGUGACCCAGAAUUUGGACUGCUUCCAUCCAAAUGAAGACGGAUUUCCAUCUAUUUGUGCACUUGCAGCCUGUGAAUGCUUAUGCCAGAUAAAACAUGUUAGUCUCUAAGUUACCACAAGAUUCUUGGUGGCUUUUGAAAAUGGGGUCCUUUUUAAUCCCAGUGGGUAGAACCUGAUUAACAGGUUUUGCUACAGCUAUUUCUACCUGUUGCACAAGAAAGCUUGAAAACACUUGAGCCAUGUCUACGAGAUGCUCAGAAAUCACAAACCGUCUGGUUGAGGCUUGCAGUGGUUAAGAAAAAAGCUUCUGGGCUGCGCUUUGUAUCCCUCCUUUUGUGCACUCUAGUCGCUGUGCCUCUCCUUCCUCUUUUUUUUUCCUGUGCCACUAUAGGCCAAGUGAAAUGUGAAAUAAAAUAAAAUCUGUCUCCUGUGAAUAUCCAUCAUUACAGUGAGAAUAAAC
This is a messenger RNA of Pogona vitticeps (central bearded dragon), 2727 nucleotides long. The record is from RefSeq and is a predicted model, not a curated record. NCBI's taxonomy places the organism in Eukaryota, Metazoa, Chordata, Lepidosauria, Squamata, Agamidae.